This is a messenger RNA of Meyerozyma guilliermondii ATCC 6260, 432 nucleotides long. Its product is annotated as TRAPP subunit. The transcript has a single exon. NCBI's taxonomy places the organism in Eukaryota, Fungi, Ascomycota, Pichiomycetes, Serinales, Debaryomycetaceae. Gene Ontology annotation, cellular component: TRAPP complex. Gene Ontology annotation, biological process: endoplasmic reticulum to Golgi vesicle-mediated transport. The record is from RefSeq and is a predicted model, not a curated record. The coding region runs from base 1 to 432 and encodes 143 amino acids.
AUGAUUCACUCAUUCUACAUUUAUGACCGCCAUUGUGAAUGCAUUUAUAGCCGUGAUUAUGUCGAAGGCACAAUAAACAAGAAUAAUGAUUCUGAUACGUCCAAGUUGCUUUUCGGGAUCUUGUAUUCUUUGAAAAACAUCGCAUCGAAACUCGGUGAUUCGGAGUCAUUUUCCAACAGCAUGAAAUCGUUUGCCACCGGCGGAAUGCGAGUACAUAUGAUGGAGCUGGCUACCGGCUUGCGAUUUAUACUUGUUUCUGGCUUGGAAGUGGACAAUCUUCAAGGGGUUUUACAUGAACUUUACACAAGUCACUAUCUAAAAUGGGUAGUAUAUAAUGGGUUGAGUCCAGUAGAGAUGAAAAGUCAGAAGAUUGGAGGCAUGUUUAUUAGUGAGACGGACAAGUAUUUGCAAGCUGUUAGCUCUUCGAUGUAG